CAAAGAAGAAGCAGAGAAAACCCACCAGAGCUUUACUUCCUACUGUUUGCUUCCUCCUCUUCACAAGUUUUUGAGAAUGUGCAGGAAAUUGAAGCUUUACAUUAGAAUGCUACAAACUUGCAGCUUAUUCGCAAGAUUCUCCAAGAGGGUUGAAGAUUGUGGUGAGUUUGAGGAAGAGGGUAAUGCUGCAACAACGGUUCCUAGUGAUGUUAAAGAAGGGCAUGUGGCAGUGAUUGCGGUUAAAGGAGAGAGAGCUGUGAGGUUUGUUUUGGAGCUUCAAGAGUUGAACAAACCUGAGUUCAGGAAACUGCUUGAACAGGCGAGAGAGGAGUUUGGGUUUCAACCUAGAGGACCUCUCACCAUUCCCUGUAAGCCAGAAGAAGUACAGAAGAUCCUACAAGAAAGUAGGAAAGGAUAGUCUUUGAUGUUUUGUUAUUCGUAAAGAAUCAUUAGUUAACUUGAGAUUCUUUUUAUUACAAGAAUUAACUAUUGAUUCAUGUUAAUGAUCACAUUUACAAAUAGUUACAUUGUGCUGGUUCUGUUACUGGUUUUCAUAAGCAGCUUGUUAUCUCCCCAUAGUUGCAUUUUUAAGUGAAUGCAUUUUUCUCCCUAAGAUUUGAGCUAUUUGCUAGGUAAUACCGACAGAUCUGUCAAAACA
Raphanus sativus (radish) is the source of this 658-nucleotide messenger RNA. RefSeq names its product auxin-induced protein 6B-like. The transcript has a single exon. Gene Ontology annotation, biological process: response to auxin. Lineage: Eukaryota; Viridiplantae; Streptophyta; Magnoliopsida; Brassicales; Brassicaceae. The record is from RefSeq and is a predicted model, not a curated record. Bases 77 to 418 code for a protein of 113 amino acids.